UUUCUUCUAAGAGUUGAUCUUGGAUUCAGAAUUCAUUCUUGUGCCUGAUAUGGUAAAAAUCAACAGGUUCAGUGGACAGUUCUUUCUGAGGACUGUCUAAGGUGGAAGAAUCUGAAGCAGAACCUUCCAGAAAACAUUGUUCUUGGUGCAAUGCAAACUCUAUGCAAACUCCUCUUGGAGAUACGUUAGAUCACCAUUAUUAGAUCUUCAUUAUACUCCUUGCCUCAUCAGCAUGCCAGGCCCUCUCCAGACUAUAAACCACUCAGAUCCAGGAAAGCUUGCUGUUGGCCAAAGCAAAGUGCCCCAGAAGGCUAAACCAACGGAACCCAGGUGUCUAUCAGCUCACACAGCUCAGAAAAAUACCCCAGCGGAUGGUUUUGAUCCACCUCUUGCAGUAGUUCCAACCAGGAACGCAGUUAUAUUCCCUAAAAAGUCAGCUUGCAUAGUUCGCCCUCACCUUACUGGAUUGUUGGUAAAAAACAAGAAUCUUUCAGCUGAGCUAAGAAAUCUUCAAAACAAACUUUCAAUAAAAGAAUAUUCUCUGCAAGAGAUGAAAAGUGAGCUACAAAAUUACAAAGAAAAUAAUGUACAACAGUCAUUCCAGAUAAUGUCCCUGAAAGAAGAUAUCAAAGACCUAGAGAAACUUAUUGCUUCUCUAACCAGACUUAAAUCUUUGAAAAAUACCAAUAUUCAGAGUCUUGAAAGAGGAAACUGGGAUCUAACUGAAAGAAUUACAGAACUAGAAAAGCAUUUAAGAAUACAUCUGGUUGAAAGAGAAAAGGCAGAGCGAAAAGCAGACCUUUUGGAGAAAAAAUUAGCAAGUGGUAACAGAUCCACCCCCUACAUGAAGAUCAGAGAACAAGACUAUUCAUUGGAUAGUUUCAUGAUGAAGGGAAGUGAAAAUUUGGAGCAGGAAAUUCAGAUGCUCACAAAACGACUAGACAAGCUACAUCACCACUAUGAGGAAAGCACUCAAGAAUUAUCCCAAUCUGAAGAAAAACAUAGAGAAGAAAAAAGACCCUUGAAACACUUGGAAGAGAAAUUUGUUAUUAAUGAUCUUUCUCAAGAGCAAUUGGACUUGAACAGGAAUAAAGAAAGCUCCAGAACAAAGAAUACCCAGAUAGAUGAGCGAAGCAAGAUGUUUAAACAGCUAGAGAAGGACAGCAAGCAACAUAUGCUAUUGAAUAUUCAGCAUAAUUUGCAGACUGCUACAACUCGAAGAUUAGAAGAGAAAGUUCAGAAACUACAGAAACAGCUCAGUGAUUUGAAAUUGUCCAAUAAAAAUAUGAAAACUCAACUGACAAGAGUAAAUGUCCUUAAAGACAAAACAAUUGAAAAACUCAGGAAAUCUUUAACAAAUAUUGAAACAAUUAAAGGGGAAACAAUUAUGAAAACAGACAAUUUGAAAACUACGUAUGACUCUACUGAACAACAGGCAAGAAUGGAAGAAGAGCGAGAUCAUCAGACCUUAGAUGUCAUUUCUGAGGUCUGCACAGCAAAGACCACAGUUGAAGAAGUGUCAGGACAAGAAGAGCUUGCCAACUUUCAAGAAACUAUUCUGAAAAUGUUGGGAUUUAACACAAAAACAUCACACAAGGAAAUCAUUAAUCACCUAAGGCUUAUUAUACAAGUUUAUGAAGAUUCUAACAAGUCAAAGACUGGUCAGGCUGGACAGGAUAAUGAAUAAAAAAUUCAACAUCUUCCAUGCUGUCAGCAAGAACAUUAACAGAUAUGGGACAUUUCCUGUAGCAUCUUGAUUAUGGUUACAUUAUGAAUAAAAUACAUUGAAAAAUGU
Erinaceus europaeus (western European hedgehog) is the source of this 1795-nucleotide messenger RNA. Its product is annotated as coiled-coil domain-containing protein 170-like. Bases 233 to 1687 code for a protein of 484 amino acids. The record is from RefSeq and is a predicted model, not a curated record. The transcript is spliced from 9 exons. NCBI's taxonomy places the organism in Eukaryota, Metazoa, Chordata, Mammalia, Eulipotyphla, Erinaceidae.